This is a messenger RNA of Cylicocyclus nassatus, 665 nucleotides long. The record is from the annotation of a GenBank genome assembly. NCBI's taxonomy places the organism in Eukaryota, Metazoa, Nematoda, Chromadorea, Rhabditida, Strongylidae.
AUGAAUGCAGUCCUUCUGUUGGUCGCACUAUUCUUAUCCUGCCAAGCGAGAUUGCUAGAUGAGGAGAGACGCAGUAGCGCAGAGAACGAAGAUGGUGAUAUCCACAAAAGAGAUAUGCAAGGAGAAGGCGAGGAGUACCGAGCACGGAAGUCUGUUACAGUUAUGAAAAGAUCGGACAUGAGAGUCUCUGCUGAAUCAGAAAGUACUACGACAACGGCAAAAACGGAAUCUACGACAACAACACAGACAAGAAUUUACUCAGAAACCAAUGCAAACGUGCCAAAAGGGGGAGGUCUUUGGGACAAUAUCAAAAAUGCUGCAUCAUCCUUGUACAAAUCGGCUAAGGACAGUCUUGCAAAUCUGGCUAAUCAGUUUUCAAGUUGGCUCAAAGGUGUUCCGACAAAUGGGACACUCACAACAACAACUGCACAUGUGAUUAAACGCAAGAGUGUAGAUGAUGAAGAAGACGAACAGGAACAAAAUUUUGGCAGCGAACACGAGGAAGGAGACGAUGUCUAUAGAAGACUCAACAGGGAGCAAACCGAAUUUUUACGUUUGGUAGUGAAAAGAAGUGAUUUUGCUACAAUGGUACUCGACUUUUCGCCGAAAAUUUUUUUCGCGUGACUUUGUCCGUAUCGCUCUUAUUUUGUAGAGUUGAAUAAAUC